Messenger RNA from Caretta caretta (loggerhead turtle), 767 nucleotides. RefSeq names its product phosphodiesterase 6G (gene PDE6G). Gene Ontology annotation, molecular function: 3',5'-cyclic-nucleotide phosphodiesterase activity; cGMP binding. Gene Ontology annotation, biological process: visual perception; positive regulation of epidermal growth factor receptor signaling pathway; positive regulation of G protein-coupled receptor signaling pathway. NCBI's taxonomy places the organism in Eukaryota, Metazoa, Chordata, Testudines, Cheloniidae. Gene Ontology annotation, cellular component: photoreceptor outer segment membrane. The record is from RefSeq and is a predicted model, not a curated record.
UGUUUGGAGGCGGAGGGAUCUCCUGUCUGUCUUUGGACCCAUCUCCUCCAUCCCCAGUACGGGAUUAUCAAGGGCACUUGGUGGGCCGACUCUUGCCUUCCUCCCCGCACCGAGCUGCUCCUGCGGCCGGGGCGCUGUGAGAGGGGCUGCGAGCCUUGCCCGGUGCUGGGCGAGCUGCUGGGCCCACCCCAGGGGCCGUGUGGAUAGUCCCAUCGGCGCAGAUGGCCAUCAGAACGAUAGACCAGACCCGGCUGUGCGGAGUCCUCAGCGUGUGACAGUUCGACCUCUCUUGGAGAAGCCGGGACCUGGAGCCAGGGGGACUGCACCAGCAGCUGACACCCCACUGCAGCCAUGAGCCUGGAGCCCCCCAAGCUGGAGAUCAAGUCAGCCACCGGGGUGACUGGAGGGCCAGCCACCCCCAGGAAAGGGCCCCCCAAAUUCAAGCAGAGGCAAACCAGGCAGUUCAAGAGCAAGCCACCCAAGAAGGGGACCCAAGGGUUCGGUGAUGACAUCCCUGGCAUGGAGGGGCUGGGAACAGACAUCACCGUGAUUUGCCCCUGGGAAGCUUUCAGUCACCUGGAACUCCAUGAGCUGGCGCAGUACGGCAUCAUCUAGCCAGCCCCUGAGCUCAGAAUUGAGGCAUGUGUCUCCUGGCAGCCCACGGAGGUGUCACUAUUUAUACAGAGGGUGAUGCAGCUGCUUUUGCAGCUCGUGACGAGACCAGCCUGAAAAAGCUCUUUAAAAUAAACAUGCUUAGUUGAAUCUGU